Messenger RNA from Fusarium verticillioides 7600, 150 nucleotides. RefSeq lists its product as hypothetical. The transcript has a single exon. Lineage: Eukaryota; Fungi; Ascomycota; Sordariomycetes; Hypocreales; Nectriaceae. The record is from RefSeq and is a predicted model, not a curated record. The coding region runs from base 1 to 150 and encodes 49 amino acids.
AUGAAGUCCUUCCCUAGUCAGGGGUCUCACUGGAACUCUAUGCCCACACCCGGGAUAGAUGAGAUCGACUCGGCAGAAGGGGCAAGUGCCCUGAUACUCGAACCACCCUUCAAGGCACUGCAAGCAAGCAGCAUGACCACAUGGCAUUAG